GCGGGUUGCGGGGCGGGGCUUCCGCGGAGUACGCGCCAUCAUCUCCGACCAGACACGGACAGCAACUGGAUACAGGGGCGUGGUUACAAAAAAAAGAAAAAGCGGGACGUUACGCCAGCCCCUCCCAAAAGGGCGGAGCGCAGGAAUAACGACAGACAAGCUCUGGAAAUGUCGAGACUUUUAACCACGCCCCCUCGGAUAUAGUUCCCGCCCGUUGGUUGCUCUUCCUCCCACAUGCCAUUGUGUCCGUGAAGGAGGCGUGGCUCUGAGAGGUAGCGCCUCCAGGUGCGGUGAUUGGCUGAGAGGCUCCUGCGGUUGCGCCCCGUGGGCGUGGUCCUGUCGUGUUGUGACGCAGCUCCGCCCGGCUUGUACUGCUCGGCUCUGGUGAGGGAAGCGCAAAAUGGCGGACGGAGAGCUGAACGUGGACAGUCUGAUCAGCCGCCUUCUGGAGGUGCGAGGAUGUCGCCCAGGAAAGAUUGUGCAGAUGACGGAGGCAGAGGUGCGGGGGCUCUGCAUAAAAUCCAGGGAAAUCUUCCUCAGUCAACCCAUCCUGCUGGAACUGGAGGCUCCUCUCAAGAUCUGCGGUGACAUCCACGGGCAGUACACAGAUUUACUCCGGCUCUUUGAAUAUGGCGGCUUCCCCCCAGAAGCCAACUACCUCUUCCUGGGGGAUUAUGUGGACAGAGGGAAGCAGUCACUGGAAACCAUCUGCCUGCUGCUGGCGUAUAAAAUCAAGUACCCCGAGAACUUCUUUCUGCUCAGAGGAAACCACGAGUGUGCGAGCAUCAACCGCAUUUAUGGCUUCUACGAUGAGUGUAAACGGAGGUUUAACAUAAAGCUGUGGAAGACGUUCACCGACUGCUUCAAUUGCCUGCCGAUCGCCGCCAUCGUGGACGAGAAGAUCUUCUGUUGCCACGGAGGUCUCUCCCCUGAUCUACAGUCUAUGGAACAGAUCCGCAGAAUCAUGAGGCCCACAGAUGUCCCCGACACAGGUUUGCUUUGUGACCUCCUGUGGUCAGAUCCUGAUAAAGACGUGCAGGGCUGGGGCGAGAAUGACCGUGGGGUUUCCUUCACCUUUGGCGCAGAUGUGGUUAGCAAAUUCUUGAAUCGACAUGACCUGGAUCUGAUCUGUCGGGCUCAUCAGGUGGUAGAGGAUGGUUAUGAAUUCUUCGCAAAGCGGCAGCUGGUCACCCUGUUCUCUGCCCCAAAUUACUGCGGGGAGUUUGAUAACGCUGGCGGCAUGAUGAGUGUGGACGAAACCCUGAUGUGCUCCUUCCAGAUCCUGAAACCCUCAGAAAAGAAAGCAAAGUAUCAGUACGGGGGAUUGAACUCAGGACGCCCCGUGACGCCUCCCCGGACAGCCAACCCUCCAAAGAAGAGGUGAAGAGCCUAUCCUACCAACAAGACUACACCAGAUCCUCCAUCAAGACAAACUCCACCUUAUAAUAAGUGUGCACUGUUAACAUCACCCAGCCAUUCUGACCCCCUUUUAAUAAAAUGUCGCACGCGUUUACCUUCACGAGACAGGUAAAAGGAUUCCAGAAAGUUAUUGUCCAAAUCCGCUUCAUACCAAACCUUCCCCCCCC
Messenger RNA from Hyla sarda, 1586 nucleotides. RefSeq names its product protein phosphatase 1 catalytic subunit beta (gene PPP1CB). The coding region runs from base 401 to 1384 and encodes 327 amino acids. Lineage: Eukaryota; Metazoa; Chordata; Amphibia; Anura; Hylidae. Gene Ontology annotation, cellular component: nucleus; cytoplasm. Gene Ontology annotation, molecular function: protein serine/threonine phosphatase activity. The transcript is spliced from 8 exons. The record is from RefSeq and is a predicted model, not a curated record. Gene Ontology annotation, biological process: circadian regulation of gene expression; regulation of circadian rhythm.